This is a messenger RNA of Dromaius novaehollandiae (emu), 6529 nucleotides long. RefSeq names its product protein kinase AMP-activated catalytic subunit alpha 2 (gene PRKAA2). NCBI's taxonomy places the organism in Eukaryota, Metazoa, Chordata, Aves, Casuariiformes, Dromaiidae. Gene Ontology annotation, molecular function: AMP-activated protein kinase activity; ATP binding. Gene Ontology annotation, cellular component: cytoplasm. Gene Ontology annotation, biological process: protein phosphorylation; intracellular signal transduction. Bases 19 to 1674 code for a protein of 551 amino acids. The record is from RefSeq and is a predicted model, not a curated record. The transcript has 9 exons.
CGGCCGCGGGGGGCGAACAUGGCCGAGAAGCAGAAGCACGACGGGCGGGUGAAGAUCGGCCACUACGUGCUGGGCGACACGCUGGGGGUCGGCACCUUCGGCAAAGUCAAGAUCGGAGAACACCAGCUGACGGGGCACAAAGUCGCCGUGAAAAUCCUGAACAGGCAGAAAAUACGCAGCCUGGAUGUGGUUGGGAAAAUCAAACGAGAAAUUCAAAACCUGAAGCUCUUCCGGCACCCCCAUAUUAUCAAACUGUACCAGGUCAUCAGCACUCCAACCGACUUCUUCAUGGUGAUGGAGUACGUGUCUGGCGGGGAAUUAUUUGAUUACAUCUGCAAGCACGGGCGGGUUGAAGAGGCAGAGGCCAGGCGCCUCUUCCAGCAGAUCCUCUCCGCGGUGGAUUACUGCCACAGGCACAUGGUUGUCCACAGAGACCUGAAACCGGAGAACGUGCUGCUGGACGCGCACAUGAAUGCGAAGAUAGCCGAUUUUGGCUUGUCCAACAUGAUGUCGGAUGGCGAAUUUCUACGAACCAGCUGUGGUUCCCCAAAUUACGCGGCCCCCGAAGUCAUCUCUGGAAGGUUGUACGCCGGCCCGGAGGUGGACAUCUGGAGCUGCGGCGUUAUCCUCUACGCCCUCCUCUGCGGCACGCUCCCCUUUGACGACGAGCACGUCCCCACCCUCUUCAAGAAGAUCCGGGGCGGCGUGUUUUACAUCCCGGAAUACCUCAAUCGCUCGGUCGCCACUCUCCUCAUGCACAUGCUGCAGGUCGACCCACUCAAACGAGCAACCAUCAAGGACAUCAGGGAACACGAGUGGUUUAAAGAAGAGCUGCCCAGUUACCUCUUCCCGGAGGAUCCUUCCUACGACGCCACCGUCAUCGACGACGACGCGGUUCGGGAAGUCUGCGAGAAGUUCGAGUGCACCGAGUCGGAGGUGAUGAACAGCCUGUACAGCGGCGACCCGCAGGACCAGCUGGCGGUCGCCUACCACCUGAUCAUCGACAACCGGCGGAUCAUGAACCAAGCCAGCGAGUUCUACCUGGCCUCCAGCCCUCCCACCGGCUCCUUCAUGGACGACAGCGCCAUGCACAUCCCGCCCGGCGUGAAGCCGCACCCCGAGCGCAUGCCGCCUCUGAUAGCGGACAGCCCCAAAGCACGGUGCCCGUUGGAUGCCCUCAACACUACCAAGCCCAAACCCUUGACUGUCAAAAAGGCCAAGUGGCACCUGGGAAUCCGCAGCCAAAGCAAACCCUAUGACAUUAUGGCUGAAGUGUACCGCGCGAUGAAACAGCUGGAUUUUGAGUGGAAGGUGGUGAACUCCUACCAUCUCAGAGUGCGUCGGAAGAACCCGGUGACGGGCAACUACGUGAAAAUGAGUUUACAGCUCUACCAGGUUGACAACCGCAGCUACCUUUUGGACUUUAAAAGCAUCGACGAUGACGUGACGGAGCAGCGGUCGGGCUCGUCCACGCCGCAGCGGUCGUGCUCGGCCGCCGGCUUGCACCGGCCGCGGCUGAGCAUCGACGGCGCCGCCGCCGAGUGCCCGUCGCUGAUGGGCUCGCUGAGCGGCUCCUUCGUGGGCAGCCUGCCCGCCGUGCCGCCGCGCCUGGGCAGCCACACCAUGGACUUCUUCGAGAUGUGCGCCAGCCUCAUCAUGGCCCUGGCGCGCUGACCCGCGCCGCCCCUCACCCCUUUGCCCUCCCGCGUUGCUCGUCCUCCUCCUCGCCGCUGUACGCUCUGCGACGCAGAACCAAAUCCUCCUUGAAAAGACCCGAAACCGGCUCAAGAGGACGCAGUCCUCUCCAACGAAGCAUCAAAGAAAUUAGGAAUAACUGCAUUUCACUUGUCACGGGGUGAAAUGUGUACAGUCCACUUUUUGUUUUGCCCUAGAAAAGCACUGACCCGCUCGCCGCUUUCACAGGUGAAGGCUGUUUGCCUUUAUUCUUUUUUUAAUUAUUAUGAUUUUUUUUAAUUCCUAUGAUUUACCUCAGGCCGGCCACUGUCUCGUGUCAGGCGCGCGCCGGGCUCGCGUGACCGCUGCGGACGGUCCCCGUCCCCGGGGCGGCAGCGUGCCCGGCCCCCAGCUUUGCCGCGGGCCCUCGCGCACCCCGGAUGCUUUACGGACUGGGACCUUCACCGCCCUACUGAUAAGGCAGGGAUCUCUCCAGAGUUUUACUGUUUCUUUUACUACUGGCUAUCUGAAGGAUGGGAUUUUAUUUUUUAAAACAGACUACGGGGAUUUUUAAGGUGAAAUUCUUGUACUCGAGGGUAAGCUCUAGUGCACGUGUGACUUUUUUUUGUUGUUUAACAGACCUAUUACUGCUAAUUGCUUAGGCUUAACAUUGUGGCUAGCACUGACGUAUGCUUGGCUUUGCUAUGGUAUUUAAUUCCAUUUACUUGAUUGCAAAGGAACAGAGUCUAAUCAGUCAAGGAACAAACGCUUUAUGAAAACGUUGCCAAAAAAAUCCUGGGCGGGUAUUUUUCUUUUGGUUGUGCUUGUUUGCUCGUUUUGUUUCAGAAACAAAGCAGAGCUUUAGCAAGGCUGUUGGGCCCAGGUAUGCAGUCAUUCAACCUUUACAAACAUAACCCGUCUUUUUGAUAGCAUCUUACGACCUGCAGAGGGUUUUUUUUGCUCGGAAUUGUUUUUUUGUACAGUUGCACUUUAAUUUAUAUUUUCUGCAAGUUUCUAUGAGAAGCAAGGAAGAGAAUGGCACACUAAGCCUUUUGUACUAAACGUUUUAGGUACCGAUGACAAAUACGGGAUAUUUUUGCCAUCUACUGGCAAUUAAGUGGACAUUUUCAGCUUGAAGUCCCUUUUUUUAAAAACACAAAAUUGCCUUACUUUUGUUACAGAUUACAUAGUGAUUCUCGCUUAUGUGACUUUACAGCUCCACUUUUUCCAGAAGCCGCACAAAGUAAAAAACUUCCAAAAAAGCCCAUUUUGCUGUUAAGCUCCCGUAUGAUAAAUCCAGCACGGCGGUGUUUGGAUUAUAAAGCCUGCAGCAGAACUUUUGUUUUUAGAAGAAACACUGGAAAUAUUUGUAGUACUCCUAGGUUUUGUAAGCAGCUUUUAUUAUAUUAUCGUUAUGAAAUAAAUGCUCUGAGGUGGAGAAUGGCUUUGAUGCGGUGCCUGGUGGCUCUCAGGUGAUGAGCAUCUCCUUCGCUCUAGCAUUAGCGGGUCGUACCGGGCACGAACGGAGACUCCAGCCUCCCUCAUUUAAAAAAUACAGGGCAAAACCUGGCCGGUUUCUGGCUCCUGGAAGUUCAUAUCAGCAUAACGGUGCAAUUUUGCAGCAGAGCCCUGUGCAGCGCGCCUGCCCUCGGCAGCUUUCGGCAGGCGGCACGGCCCCUGCGGAAGAGAAGCACGGGUCUCCCUUCCCCUGCUGUGAAAUACAUCCGAAAAGUAGAAGGCUGUUAAAAAUCAUAACUCACGCUAUAGCAUCUUCCAAGUCACUUGUCCUGGAAACGGCUGCAAUUCAGUUAGUUCCAGUUGAUAAAGGGCUCAUGCAUUAGGUACGAUCUGCAGUUCAGAUGCGUUUAGCACUAUAGAUGUCUUGCCUUAAAAUUGCACUUGUCCUCUGGGAUUUCCCACCCGGCAGAACUAAUAAUACUGAAUAUCAGCAAAUUCCCGUAGGGAGAAACAUUUGCUUCCGCUGGCGGGUGGGAUUUCUUGGUUGCAGGACAAGACUUGGUGGCACUUUGCAUCUUCUAGGACCUGGGCAAACCCAAGCUCCUACAUGCAUCCACAAGAGCAGUCCUGCCAAGGAGGCCAUAAGAGCAGCUCAGCUUUCCAUGUGGAGAGACACAAAGCGACUGAGCAACUUUCCUCCCGCGUGUCAGAGCAGACGGGUCGGAGCGGACCAGCAGAUGUGGCGCGCCACGCACCGCUCCCUGCCAAGGGCUGGCUCCUCUGCCAACAUACGGCAGCAAACCAGCCGUUCGAUAGCUUUACCCAAACCCACGCUGCCUGCUGAAACAGGCUGAAAAAUUUUACCAAUCUUUCUUUUUUUCCAGAUAGUCUUCCCAGCUGCAGAUAGGUUCCCAGCUGCAAAGGCACCACUGCCCUCCAGUUAUACUUGCUAAUUACUGUUACACUGUGCUCGGUUUUUUUGAGUUAUACCAAUACACGCGUGGUCACCUGGAUCAGCAGGGUAGAUGCAUCCGAACUAAACAGACUUGAAUUCCUCCAAGUGCAAUUCUUAAAACCCCUGGACAGCUGUGCUUUGCAAGCCACCGCUUCACCCCAACGUUGCCUCAGCCGCAGGGUACGGCUCAGUUGGGCUUCAGCAUUAUCUGCUAGUUCCCAGCUGGGCUAAUUCCAGAAUAAUUUGCACUGUACCAGUUGGCAUAUAUACUUUUACGUAUGUGUAGAUAUAUAUGUAUACAUGCAUAUUAAUAUACGUGAGCGUGUGUACACACAUAUGUAUAUAAAUAUAUAGGUAACGUACCUGCCAUUGGCCUCUUUGCACAGCUACGUGAGCUGCUGGCCCUAAAGCUGCUGCUGGGACCAGCUCGCCCUCCCUUUUCGAUCCCGUUGCACCCGCCCGGCAGAGUAGGUCCAUGCCGAGAACGCCUGCCAUAGCGGCACGCUAAUCCCGGAGCCAACAGAGGGUAUUUUUAUCCCCUUUUCUAGGUAAAGCCAAUCAGUAGCUUACCUGAGCCGGCCGAGCCCCGUGCCGCUGGGCUGCAGAGGCCGUUUCGGGAGGCGCGAUCCCGAUCCGGCUCCCCUUGCAGCCGCUCCUGCCAAAGCCCUCGCAGCCGUGGCCUUGGGCACUGUUGCGUUUUCUAGAGUCGAGCUGAAGCAGCGAAGGCAGCAGGGAUUUUUCUCCUCGCGGGUCAGAAAUACAAGCAAGUGGUUUGCAUUGCAUGGACCGGUUUUGCAAUUACAAUGCCAAUUGGUAUCAGAACAGACUAAGUUGAUGCAAAAUGACCAUUCAGUCUGCUCCUCUUCAUUUUACUGUUCGCUAUCUGAAGCGUUUUAUACAUCCACGUAGAAGGAAGAGACCCGUACGCAGAACGAAACCGUGCCUUCGACACGCGUGACGACUGCUGGACACUGCAGGUUUUCACUGCACUGGGUGCACAAAUCCUGCACCGCGUGCAGAAUCACACUGAUGGGCACGUGUAUUACGUUUCAAAAUACUUGACCUACCAUUAGCUGUGCCAUUACUUGGCUUCGCCUGUGUAUUAGUCUGGAGGAGAGCGGGGAGAAGUCUCUCACAUCCACCUCCCCUUAGAUGAGUCAAAAAAAACCCCCACUCCAGUUUCUAUAGAAUUUUACUGGAAAUUUUUAGGAUUUUUUUUAGGAUUUUUGGUUUAAGGGUAUGACCUAGCUACUGCAGCCGCCUUUCCUGAGGUCUCCGUUCUGGUACAGGCUUUCUGUCGAGUGCUUUCUUUUGGCUUCCUUAGCUCUUCCCUCGCACGUUUAGCUUCAUCAUUCGCUUAUGAAAGAAAGCAACAGCUUCCAGUAGUUCUGCAUUUCCAGUCUGCUUCUUGGAUAUAGAUUUAAUACUACUAUAAAAACACUGAUGCGGGAAGAGGUACCUCUCUCCCGCAGGCAUGCUUGGAAGAUGGACUGAUUUUUAGAAUUCCCACAUUAAACGUAUUGACCAAACACUGGCUUUUGCAGAUAGCUGAACUGAUAUUAAAUGCAUUUAAAGCACAUAUCUUUGCCAUUUUCCAUCAUCAGGAUUAGGAGAACUGGUCAGUAAAUCAAAGAACUAGGUGUAAAGCAUGAAGAAUCUUUUACUGUUUUAGUCUGUUUUUAACAAAAGCCUUGAAAUUCCUGCUGAAACUGCCUUAAUUUAAAAAUCAGAGUUUAUUUAUAAGACUCAUCUCUGUUUUUCAAGUUUUUAAAUAGUUUGUUUAUCCUCAUGUCACAAAGCUGUGAAGUAGGUACUGUAGACACGGUAAUAUUUAUUCUUGUUGCUGAAAGCAUGGUCCUGUGUUCUGCAUCAUGUUAUAUUCAUGUGGUUUGUACCUCAAUGCUUUUUUUUCCCCCCUCCUUUUAGAGUGCAAAGCAAAACUGAACCCCAGGAUCACUGCAGUGCCCAUGACCCAGUAUCUCUGGGCAGAUAAUCCUAAACUCUGAGAGAUACCAACCAGACUAGUCCAUUGCAAUUUUUUUUGUCUAUAAAGAAUGAUUAUUUAUGAUCUUUCUCAUGUUAAAAUACUGAACCUUGAAAAGCUCCAAGCAUCUCUUCAAAAAUAUCAUUAACACAAAGUUCAGAAAAAAUGCUGAGUUCUAGACGUGCUUCACGGGUCUUGGCAUCUCGUGUCUCGUCACCAGCCGGACCGCGACAGGUUUUCUUUCCAAGCGAAUGCCGCCGGCGUAGCGGCAGCGGACGGGCCCCGCGCCUGGGUUCAGGUUUGUCCUGUGCGCCGGUAAUUGUGCAUUAGGUGAUCACAAAGCAGCCUUUCACCUUCCGUUUACGGUGUGGAAAGCGGUUCUCAGCGUACUGCACUGCAUGUGAUUGCUGUCUCCAAGGCUGACUUUUGCACUUUAAUAAACUCAGAGAUGAAACGAG